AUGUAUUCUAAUCAAUAUUUAUGGAGCUGGCAGUUCACAUGGAUUGUUUUAAAGACCCUACCCAGGGAUUUCAGGGGCCUGAUGUUUUUAAUCAAGAUGAAGCUAGACAUCAGUCAUUACAACAAAUCAAAUUUUACCAUUGGAAAAAUCUUCGAGAGUUUAGUCAAAAAACAUCCAGCAAAACCAUGUUUUAUUUGUGAAGACACAACAUGGACGUACCAAGAUGUUGACAACAUUACGAACCGUAUCGGAAACUAUUUUUACGAAGCCGGAUAUCGUAAAGGUGAUAUGGUGGCCUUGUUUAUGGAAAACCGUCCGGAAUAUGUGUGCAUAUGGUUAGGACUGUCGAAGAUUGGCGUGUCUGCUGCGUUAAUUAAUUUCAACCAACGUGACAUGGCAUUAGUUCAUUCUAUCAAUGUCAGUAACGCCAGGGCGGUGAUAUUCGGUGGAGAACUCUCUCAAGCAAUUAAAGAUGUGUUACCUCAGUUAUCUAAAACAAUUCAACUGUACCAUUCGGGACCUCUCAAUACCAAUGAUAUCACGCCAGUAGAUCUUGACGCAGCCUUAGUUCGUACUUCCUCCUUCCCUCCUCCCAAAGUUCAGCAAUCUUUCAAAGAUUGUUUAUUCUAUAUCUAUACAUCUGGUACAACAGGGUUACCCAAGGCAGCAGUGGUUUCUCAUACCAGAUAUUACUACAUGACGAUGGGUGUGAGAUUUUUCUUCAAAAUAACCGGUGAGGAUGUGUUAUAUGAUACCCUCCCUCUUUACCAUACAGCUGGGGGUAUACUGGGCACAGGGCAGGCAGUACUCGGAGGAACUACCCUCGUCAUCAGGAAGAAGUUCUCUGCCAGUCAGUUUUGGAACGAUUGUAUCAAAUAUAACUGCACUGUAGCACAGUAUAUAGGAGAAAUAUGUCGUUAUUUAUUGGCCCAGCCUGAGAAACAGACAGAUCUCCAUCAUAAAGUACGUCUAAUGUUCGGAAAUGGACUACGUCCUCAAAUCUGGCGAGAAUUCCAGGAACGAUUUGGUGUGGAAGUAAUGGGAGAAUUUUAUGGUGCUACAGAAGGCAAUUGUAAUAUAAUAAAUUUUGAGAAUAAGGUAGGAGCUGUAGGAUUUUUAACUCGUAUUUUACCAUUCCUGUAUCCUGUUACAUUAAUCAGAGUUAAUGAACAAACUGGAGAACCUCUCAGAGAUAGAAAUGGUCUAUGUAUAUUCGCUAAACCAGGAGAGGCCGGAGAAUUGGUAGGUAAAAUAGUAAAAGGCAAUCCCCUACGAGAAUUUGAUGGCUACGCAAAUAAAUCAGCCUCACAGAAAAAAAUAGUUUAUGAUGUUUACAGGAGAGGAGACAGUGGCUUUCUGACAGGUGAUGUCUUGUCUAUGGAUCAAUAUGGUUACAUGUAUUUCCGAGACAGGACAGGUGAUACAUUCCGUUGGAGGGGUGAAAACGUGUCCACGUCUGAAGUUGAAGCUGUGAUACAUAAUAUAGUCAAAUUACAAGAUGCUGUCUGCUACGGAGUAGAAAUACCAGGAAUAGAGGGUAGAGCAGGAAUGGCAGCCAUUGUAGAUGAGAAUAAUACGGUAGAUGUAAAUGUUAUAGCUGAAGGAUUAAAACGAUCUCUACCACCGUAUGCUCGGCCAGUGUUUCUACGGCUAACUAAAUCAGUUUCUAUGACAGGUACCUUUAAAUUAAAAAAAGUAGAUUUAAAGAAAGAGGGCUUUAACCCGGAAGUGAAAGAUAAAAUAUUUUAUUUAGACUCAAAAUCGGGGCGAUACGAACAAGUGACACCUGCUGUUUAUCACGGAAUCUGUUCGCAUAAAAUACGACUGUGAUUACUGGUUGUUCUAGACUAUUUAUAUACAUAUAGACUCUCUCUACAUGCCUCUAAAAUUAUAUUCAAAUGUUGCUGGGAUUAUUGGUUGUUCAAGACUAUACAGUAGACUCCAUCAACAUGCCUCUUGAAUCAAAUGCUUCGUUGAAUACUGGUUGUUUUGGAAUAUUUGUUAUUUAUAUAGUCUCUGUCUACAUGCUUCUCAAACUAAAAAUAUGUAUCUCCAUGAUGACUGGUUGUUCUAGAUUAUUUAUAAACAUUUAGCCUCUCUCUUCAUGCCUCUCAGCUAACAAUUUGUGUUUGUUCAAAUCUUAUUGGGACUAUUUGUUCAAGACUAUAUAAUAUAAAGAUUAUAAACCUUUGCUAUGGUAGACUCAACCAACAUGCCUCUUGAACAAAAUGGUAUUUUUGGCAUUAAUGACCGUUUAAAAGUAUUAAUAUAAGGGCAUCUUUCAGAAUAUCUGAAAUGUGUGAGAGUGUGUUUCUAGUGUGUUUUUAUUAAUUGUGUGACAGGCUUAUUUUCUUAUUAAAAAAAAGUGUGUUUUUAUAAGUGUGUGAAAUUCAAUGAAAUGAAUGGAGUUUUACGUAGCUAAUGAAGACAGACGACACCAUACAGUGAGCAAUGAGAGAAAUUUUGCCAGGACAGCAACAUUAGCCUACUGUAAUUUGAUGUCAACUUUCAUGGGAUCUGUAGCACACAGGGCCUCGGUUUAACGCCCUAUCCGAACGACUAGAGGUUUUCCAUGUCAGUGAGUCAGGGAUCUUUAAUGUGUACAGCCUGUAGCACACAGGGACCUCAGUAUAUGUGUGUCAACUGUCAAGGGAUCUUGAACGUGCAUGGCCUGUAGCACACGAGGCCUCGAUUGGUUUAAGUGUGUCAAGGCUAGUUGAAUGAAUUAUUGCUACUAAACCAACACUUAAAGAUGUAACUAUGCAAACCAUGUUUUGAAGAUAACCUUCAUGUUUCUAGGUUAUGUUCAGUUUUUAUGAUGUAAAAAUGAUACGUUGCUUGUUUAACAAGAAAUGGACAUAGCUACCAACAACAUCAUUCCAUUACUUAAAAAUUUGAGUUAUAACAUGUUUCAGGUUCUGUUUUAAUAUCAAUAUUGUGGUUAGUAUGGUAUUUCUAAAUGUAAAAUUCAACACUUCCUUUAAAAAUGAAAAUUCAUAUCCUAAGAUUUUUUGAGGAACAGGCCCUGAUCUACCCACCAUUACAAUAUACAGUAUAUCUGUAUGAAAGGUUAUUAAUGUUGAUUGUGUAUAUGCUAAUAUUAAAAAUAUAUUCUAUGCUCUGA
Molecule: messenger RNA, 3124 nt
Organism: Lottia gigantea (owl limpet)
Lineage: Eukaryota; Metazoa; Mollusca; Gastropoda; Lottiidae
Exons: 12
Coding region: 1-1830 (609 amino acids)
Biological process (GO): triglyceride homeostasis
Cellular component (GO): endoplasmic reticulum
Molecular function (GO): long-chain fatty acid transmembrane transporter activity; long-chain fatty acid-CoA ligase activity
Source: RefSeq, a predicted model, not a curated record